ACAUGCCCGUCCCAUAGCUCGACCGUCGCAUUGUUUCCAUUAAUGGUUUAUUUUCACUCAUUAUCACCAUGCGGGUCGUUCUUUCGUGACUCUUUUGGUCUUUGGGUGUUUUAAGGCAAUUAAUUACCGUAAAUAAUGUCAGCUGGCGCGCCGGGCGAGCGUAAAGGAGGAAGAAGAAAGGGGAGGGGAGCUGACAUUAAAGCAACACAACAAGGAAACUACACUGCCUUCAUUUUAUCUUCAAUAAUGGCCUCGACCACGACGCGGCUCCCCCUUUAAAAGACCGCAAACACUUCCAUUCACACUGGAGCUCAACGACCGAGCCCGCUCGGCAUCGAGUGCCGAGUUGGAGCGACUUGUUCCCGGCGUCCUCGGAGCCAUGAUGGAGCCGCCCAGUUCGCCACAGGCGGUGGAGGACGGAGGUGAGGAAGACGAGGACGAGCUGAGCGGAGGCGAAGAGGCCGACCUGCGCUCCACCUCGGGCCGCGGCUCCUUGCUCACCCGUAGAGGCAUCACGCUGCGAGUGCUCCUGAAGGACGGCCUGGUGGAGCCCGGUGACGGCGCCCUGGCCAUUCACUACUUGGGUAAGAACUUUAUAGGGGACCUGUUGAACGACGGGAAAAUCCGCUGGGUGGAGACGGGCCAGAUCUUCAACUCGCCCAGUGCAUGGGCCACCCACUGCAAGCGCCUGGUCAACCCGGCCAAGAAGUCCGGCUGCGGCUGGGCGUCCGUGCGCUACCGGGGACAGAAGCUGGUGCAGUACAAGACCACCUGGCUGCACAAGUACCAGCCCAGUGCAGACAUGAGCCUGGUGAGUGAGGAAGAUGAUGACGAGGAUGAAGAAGAAGGGAAAUCAGCUGUGCUGGCCGAUGAGAAGAACAAAAACAAUAAACCUGGAGGACUACAUGAUGUUCUCGCGCCACGUAGAACAGACCGAGAGAGAAUUCCUGUCAGAUAUGGUUCUUUGGGCAUCAGGGAUGCUGCCAGAGACCCUCACACGCUGGUGGAACUGUCGGCCUUUUCAGCCAUCAACAGAUUCCAGCCUUUCAACGUGGCCGUGUCCAGUAACGUGCUGCUGCUCAUGGACUUCCACUGUCACCUGACCACCAGUGAGGUGGUGGGAUACUUGGGAGGACGGUGGGACACAAACACACAACUGCUCACCAUCUUGCGGGCCUUUCCUUGUCGGACCAGACUGGCUGACAGAGACGCUGCCUCUGCUGUUGAGGAGGAGAUCUGCCAGAACCUGUUCAUGCGCGGCUUGUCUCUGGUGGGCUGGUACCACAGUCACCCGCGAGGCCCAGCCUUGCCCUCCCUGCAGGACAUCGACUCCCAGAUGGACCACCAGCUGAGGCUGCAGGGCUCCAACAACGGCUUCCAGCCCUGCCUGGGCGUCAUCUGCGGACCGUACUACCACGGCAAUCAAGGCGUGGCCUCCACCAUAACUCCAUUCUGGGUCGUGCCACCACCUGAGCAAAGACCCAACGACUACGGCAUACCAGUGGCUGUGGAGGUGACCUACGUGCAAGACAACUUCCUCACCAGUGAUGUCCUCAACGAGAUGAUGCUGCUGGUGGACUACUACAAAGCUGCUCCUGACCUGGUGCACUUCAGUCAGUACUGGUGUCCUGAUACCACCAUGAUGGACAAGAUCAAGGGCUCUCUGAGCUGCCACGCCCCUAAGGAUCAAGCCUACUCUCAGAUCUUGGAGCACGUCUACAGUCAGCUGAGUGGCGUACAGGUGCCUUGAUGACACUUACUGUGAGUGCUAGUAAGAAAAGCCCACACCCAGAUAGCUCCAUGUCAACUGUUGUAAACUUUUCUCCAUGUGCCAUACCUUUUUUUAAUUUAUUAUGGAGCACAGGUGAGAACAGAACAUUGAUUCACAUUUCUAACCAAUACACACUGGAUUUAUUUAAAUCAAUUGUCUUUCUGUUGUAUUUAAAAAAAAGAAAUAUAGAUUCAA
Nerophis lumbriciformis (worm pipefish) is the source of this 1966-nucleotide messenger RNA. It is a transcript of the gene mpnd, whose product is annotated as MPN domain containing. Gene Ontology annotation, molecular function: metallopeptidase activity; protein binding. NCBI's taxonomy places the organism in Eukaryota, Metazoa, Chordata, Actinopteri, Syngnathiformes, Syngnathidae. The record is from RefSeq and is a predicted model, not a curated record.